AUGGCUGCCUUGCCAUCUGAGCGAUCUGAAAUUUCGCCUCCAUUUACUCAUACGGGACUAGAUUUUGCAGGUCCAUUUGAUAUCAAAUCUUAUUCUGGUAGAGGUUUUCGUAUGACUAAAGGCUAUGUAUGUGUGUUUGUAUGCUUUUCGACGAAGGCUAUUCACUUGGAAGCUACAACAGAUUUGUCCACAUCUGCAUUCCUUGCCGCUUUUCACAGGUUUAUUUCUCGUCGUGGUUGUCCACUCCAUCUACAUUCCGAUAAUGGAGCUACAUUCGUAGGAGCGUCAAAGAUUAUCCAAAGAGAAUUCAUGCUAUCGUCUCGCGAAUUGCUCACUUCUAGCUACGCUCACCAGAACCUGACCUGGCAUUUUAUUCCGCCGGGUGCUCCGCAUAUGGGUGGCCUUUGGGAGGCAGGAGUCAAGAGCUUCAAAUCACAUUUCCGUAAAACCGUAGGUUGUUUUAAAUACACGUUUGAAGAAUUUUCCACUCUUCUCGCUCGAAUUGAAGCCUGUCUCAACUCUCGGCCUAUUUCUCCACAAUCGCAAGAUCCAUCAGAUCUUUCCGCCUUAACUCCAGGUCAUUUCCUCAUAGGUUCUCCUAUCUUUUGUCCUAUUGAUCCUAAGAUUAACGAAAGUCCGAUAUCCAUUGUUAAUCGUUGGCAACGUCUGAAAUUAGUCCAUCAAAAUUUCUGCUUUCGUUGGAAAAACGAAUAUUUGAAGGAGAUGCAGAAACGAACUAAAUGGAAGACUUCCGAAGAUAAUGUCAAACCCGGGACAUUAGUUGUCAUAAAGGAUGAAAAUCUCCCUUCAAACUCUUGGCGGCUAGGUAGAAUUGAAAAAGUGCAUACCGGAUCCGAUAAGAAAGUUCGAGUUGCCGACAUAUAUACGCAACGUGGUCUAAUAACAAGGCCAAUCCAUAAAUUAGUUUGCUUAUUCGAAUCCUAG
Molecule: messenger RNA, 945 nt
Organism: Lucilia sericata (common green bottle fly)
Lineage: Eukaryota; Metazoa; Arthropoda; Insecta; Diptera; Calliphoridae
Exons: 1
Coding region: 1-945 (314 amino acids)
Biological process (GO): DNA integration
Molecular function (GO): nucleic acid binding
Source: RefSeq, a predicted model, not a curated record